AUGAUGCUUGCAAUUUUGAUAAUGACGGCAGCGGUUGGACCCAUUUUGGCUUUGAUUCACAAGUCGAAUGGGCCAUCUAAGAAGCACACGCACAGAAGCAUAAGAAGGAUAAAACCCAACUCAGAGUUUCGAAUCCUUACUUGCAUCCAUUCAAGCAAUGUUUUAAGCAUCAUCAAUCUCUUAGAGGCUUCCAAUCCACCAAACAAUCCCCGAUAUUCGUCUUUGCGGUUCAUCUGGUGGAGCUCAGUGGCCAUGCUCGUAGUCCACGACACAUGCUGCAAUAUUCGUAAGACAAGUAAAAUUAUAGCCAAAAAUCAAAAGCACUGUUCGCCUUCUGACCAAAUUUUCGCUGCCUUUAAAAAACUUGAGACCGAAAGUGAAGAGAGCAGCUUGUUCGUGGAGGCACUAACUGUUGUGUCCUCUUACACCUCCAUGCAUGAGGACAUUUGCAACCUUGCGGACAACAAGAGUGCAGACCUUAUAAUCAUUCCUUUCCACAAGCAAUCCACCAUUGAGGGGGGAAUGGACAACGGAAACCCCUCUUUUACAGGCAUUAACAAGAACCUUCUAGAGAACGCUUCUUGUUCGGUGGCAAUCUUCGUGGAUCGUGGACUCACCAAUUCAUCUAACAUUAAAAAUGAAGAUGGCUAUGGCGGCUGCCGCUGUGCCAUGCUCUUCAUUGAUCUCCCUCCCAACAAUCCUAAUAAUAAUGAUCAUGAUCACGAUGAGGACGAAUACAGGAAUAUUUUAGAGGUGAUAGAGGAAAACGAGAAGGAGAAACAUCUAGACGACCAAUAUAUAGAGAGCUUCGUGUUCAAUACUAGGAACCAACCUUCCAUAAGAUUAAUUAACGAGGUGGUGAACAAUGGGGAGGAAACUCUCAAAUUGAUAAGCGCCAUGGGAACUGACUAUGAUCUUUAUAUCGUGGGAAGAGGGCAAACAGGUUCCUCACCACUCACCGGGCUAACCGAGUGGGGUGACUGGCUCGGACCCUUGGGAGAUGCAUUGGCAUCGCCCAACAUUGUGGCCAGCGCGUCGAUUCUCAUAGUGCAUCAAGGUUGUGCUUUAGUGGAUGAAUUAGUUGAUCAACAUCUUAGUGAGUUGUCUCUUACAUCUGAAAAAUUCUGCUACUCUAUCUUGAGCCCUUUAUGA
Molecule: messenger RNA, 1152 nt
Organism: Prunus armeniaca (apricot)
Lineage: Eukaryota; Viridiplantae; Streptophyta; Magnoliopsida; Rosales; Rosaceae
Source: the annotation of a GenBank genome assembly